GCUGGAUGUUGGCGGCGUGGUGCUGGGUUCGAAUCUUCCCACCGUCUCUUAUUUUGUCAUUUUCUCCCAAUUCAUGAGCCGAAUAUUAGAACAGAUAUUAUUCGCGCUCUGUCACUGAAAAGCUGAACAGUCAGUUGUGGUGCAAUGGUCAGAGUUUCAAAUCCCUACCCCCAAGUCUUGAGUUCGAACCCUUGCUCCUUUUUUUUUUAUUCUUUAUUUGUUUCCUUCUUUUCUUCAAUUCUCUUCAAUUUAUUUUGGUCCCAAACUUCCAUGUUUAUUUUCCGUUCUUGAAAUUGUUCUCAAUGCGUCCAAAUGGCCUCAAAAUACCUACAAAACAUAUAAAACCAAGCAUAGGACCGCUCUACACAAAUAAAACGGAAAAUUGAAAUAAAAUAUAAACAUUAAAUUCAAUUGAGACUCAAAACUCCUUCAAAAUAUGAUUAAAAAGUGUAUAAAAUAUGUGCAUAUCAAACGCCAAACCAUGUUUUUAGCUACCCAAGCCAGACAGCGCUUUUGGUUACCUCAACAUCGUUGUUGGGCUGGUUUAGUCACGCCGUUAGCCGAUGUCAAAAAUGUGGCAUGCUCAUGUUGGCUACGAUGACUUCUGACCUUUAGAAACAUCACGAGAGUAUGAAGGCGUACGAUAUGAUCAUACACCUAAGACAGCUCUACCAAGCACAAGCUAGGCAUGAGAGAUUCCAAAUCUCCAAAGCUCUCUUUAGUUGCAAGUUGUCAGUUGGAAACCCCAUUGGUCUGCAUGUUCUCAAGAUGAUUCGCCACAUCCAAACUCUUGAGAAAUUGGGUUUCGAACUAAGGACUGAACUUGCAACUGAUCUGAUUCUGCAAUCGUUGCCAGAGUUGUACAAGCAGUUUGUGGUUAAUUACGAGAUGCAUGAACUCGAUAAACCACUGCCAGAACUUUUGAAGAUGCUGCAAACUGCUGAAGAGAGCUUGACGAAAGGAAAGGGGAAUUCUGUCCUUCUAGUUCAAGGAGGAAAAGGCAAGAAGAAGUUCAAAAAGGCAAAGAAGAAUGGGCCUAAAGGCAAGGGUAACACCGAGCCAAAGUCCAAUUCUUCCAAGCUCAAGCCUAAAGGUGGAUUGGCUAAAGCUUCCAUUUGUCAUCACUGUGGUGAAGUUGGCCACUGGAAAAGGAAUUGCAAGCAGUAUUUGGCAACCAACAAAAGGGGUGAAGCUUUUGCUUCAGGUACAAUUGUUGUAAAGACUUAAACUAAUCUACAAUCUCUUCAAAAGUAUUCGAUACUUAUAUUAUUGCAAACCGUUGCAGGAACUGAAGAGAAGUAGUAGGAAUGUUGAUCUUGAAAAUGCAAGGGUUGCAGCUUAGUGGCGCAUUAGUUUAAGUUUUAGUAUUUGAUCAGUUUUUCAAUUUUGAAUUGAUGUUUACUUAUUUUUUUAAGUACUAUUGGUUAUUUCAAUAAAGGACAAAUUGUUUC
Cuscuta campestris is the source of this 1451-nucleotide messenger RNA. The record is from the annotation of a GenBank genome assembly. Lineage: Eukaryota; Viridiplantae; Streptophyta; Magnoliopsida; Solanales; Convolvulaceae.